ACAACAAUAUUUUAUACAUUUACUUAUAUAAUUUUCUAUACGUCUAACAAAUAUAAUAAUGAAACGAUUUAGUCGGUAAAUGUAGCGAAUUUAUUAGGCUGGGACGUUCUGGACAUUCAUGCACAAUUAAUUAUAUAAUGAAGGGUUAAAUGAUAGAUAUAGGUAUAAAGAUUUACUAUUAUAUUAUAUGUGAAGAAAGAUUUUAUUCUCGAGUUUGAGAUAUCUUGUAUGUGAAUGUAAUCUGCACCCUUGACUAUGAUCUUACGGGGAUGCGAUCUGUACACGCGUCCCCUUAUGCAACCCCAGUGCGUAUACCUUACAGAAGAACGUUGCUGCGCAAGCGUUGAGACUUCCAUUUCCACUAUAAUUUUGCACCCCUUUUUGGAUAGAGUAGGGAUGGAUUCACCAAGGGGGUGGAGGUCUUUAGUGAGAGACUAACCGCGAUCCCGUACAGUACACGAUCGAAACUAUACACAUAGUACAUAUAUCCCCUUUCCUUUCCCCCCGCAUACACGACACGCUUACACAUGUACAUACGCGCGCAUAUUUGUAUACAACCUAUAUUUUUGUACCAACGAUAACUAGAUGACUUUUUUGUAUCGUGAAAUACGUCCAACGGGAAGAAGAAUCGUUGUGUAGAUAUACAUACAUGUAUGGUGUGAAGUGGUAGAACCGGCAGAGUCCACCGUUACUGAUGGGUAGGACGGAUAUGUCAAAAACGCUCAAUGCUUAUAGAAUUAAAAAAAUCGAGAACAUAGGCAGAAUGACGGCGAUGACGCAGGAGGAGAUCGUGGCUGGAGCACGGACGGUUGCUCAGGGCCUAGAAGCUCUCCGAGUUGAACAUGGUGGUCUGCUGCAGGGCCUGCAGUCCCAAGAUGCGCCAGCUGCUCGGGACAAAGCUAGUUUGCUAUCUAAAAUAAUUGAGAUGAUCGAUCUUGGCCUAGGCGAGGCGCAAGUGAUGCAGGCGCUUGCAAGUCAUCUGCAGAUGGUGGAAGCAGAAAAGCAGAAACUGAGGACACAGGUGAAGAGGCUGUGCCAGGAGAACGCCUGGCUCAGAGACGAGUUGGCCGGCACACAACAAAAGUUGCAAGCGAGUGAACAAGCUGUUGCUCAAUUGCAAGAAGAGAAGAGACAUUUAGACUUUAUGGCCAGUAUGCGACAAUACGAUCCAGAUCCAUCAACUGAAGAUGAAAAUGCUAAAGAUCGACCGAAAGACGAUCCCGUGGUAGAUCUCUUUCCUGAUGAUGAUGCGGACGAUCGCAAUAGCAAAUCUAUAUCUCCGACUCCGCCGUCGCAGUUUGCUCAGCAAGUGAAUGCUGGCUAUGAAAUACCAGCACGUUUGCGCACACUGCAUAAUCUAGUGAUCCAAUAUGCGAGUCAAGGCCGGUAUGAAGUGGCAGUUCCUCUUUGUAAACAAGCUUUGGAAGAUUUGGAGAAAACCUCCGGCCAUGAUCAUCCUGACGUGGCAACCAUGCUCAACAUCCUCGCUUUAGUAUAUCGAGACCAGAAUAAAUAUAAAGAAGCCGCAAAUCUUCUGAACGAUGCUCUAGCGAUUCGAGAGAAGACGUUAGGUGAAAAUCAUCCUGCGGUGGCGGCAACGCUGAACAACCUCGCAGUAUUGUAUGGAAAACGAGGAAAGUAUAAGGAGGCUGAACCCCUAUGCAAACGAGCUCUAGAGAUCCGCGAGAAAGUACUAGGUCGUGAUCAUCCGGAUGUAGCGAAGCAACUGAAUAAUCUGGCAUUGCUAUGUCAGAAUCAGGGCAAGUAUGAAGAAGUGGAACGCUACUAUCAGCGUGCGCUCGAAAUCUAUGAAGCUAAGCUUGGUCCGGAUGAUCCAAAUGUCGCUAAAACGAAAAACAAUCUAGCAUCUUGUUACUUGAAGCAAGGAAAGUACAAGGAUGCCGAGGUGCUAUACAAGCAGGUGCUCACUAGAGCGCAUGAGAGAGAAUUUGGUGCUAUUGAUGGUGACAACAAGCCGAUUUGGCAGGUGGCUGAAGAGAGAGAGGAGAAUAAGCACAGAAAUAAGGAGAAUACACCAUAUGGCGAGUAUGGCGGCUGGCAUAAGGCCGCGAAAGUGGAUUCCCCUACAGUUACUACUACCUUAAAAAACCUCGGUGCCCUUUAUCGAAGACAGGGUAAAUACGAGGCCGCAGAAACGCUCGAAGAUUGCGCUAUGAGAUCUCGAAGAGAGCACGUGCAACAAGCGUUAGAGUUGGUAAAUAAGGCACGAGUAGCACAGUUGCUGGGUGAGGAGAAGAGUUCGACCAGACGUGGCUCGCGGUCCAGUCUGGCCAAUAGCGAACACGAACAAAGUCAUGAAGAGGCGAACAGUUCGCUGCCACUGGUGCAAAGGGCGCUACAUGAAGGACAGUCAGCGGCGAGCACUGGCCAGCACCAACAUGAUGCUAGUCCUAACAAACCCGGGUUUAAAAACAAGAUCUUCCAAGCUUUUGGCAUUCACUCGUCAUCUACUUAGGCCGGGCGAAUUCGGUUUCCCGUUUCUCGUUAGCUUCUAUUUCGCCUUAUCGUUAUCGUUAAAUCCGUUCUCUUCAGCUGCGUAUCCUGUAUUUUUUUUAACAAUUUUUAUCUUCUUUCUAAUGCUUUCUUAUAACACUUGUUUCAUCUUAAAUGCAGUAUACGUAUGUAUAUAUGUAUGUAAUUAUAUACACACACAUACAUCCAUACGCAUAAUGUAUUGUAGCUAAAGAGAACAGAUCUAUUUUAAGUACGACAUCACUGAAUAGGUAGAUGUACUUCUAGGGUGAGCAAGGACUUUAAAAUACCCUUUAAUACUCUUAUUUCUCUCUCAUAUAAUAUACGCUAUAAACAAUUCAUAUCAAUCGAUUGAUUUCUGAAUCUUUUUUAGUAUUAUAAGGUAGAAAAGAUAUUGAAAUUAAUUGAUCAAAUUUGAAAUAGAAUAAAAUUAAAAAUAUUAAAAUAAAGUAUUAAAAGAUUUUUUCUGUAAUCUCAUUAUUUGUGGAUAAUUACUUAAUUACAGAGAAAGUGUAUGUAGUUAUUUUUUAUACAGAUUAAGAGAACAUAUUAAAAAAAGAAUUGAAGUUAGAUAUAAGCGUGAAGAAUGUGUCAAUUCAUUGAAAGGCAUGAAAACAUGGUGCCAUGUGAUGCAUGUCUUAGCACAAUAUGUAUGUCCCUAAUAUGCUCCGAAUAGAGCGCAUCUGACUAUCACGUGAUAAAGUGCGACGCCUAGUAUAAAUAAAUUCUUCCAAAUAAUUCAGUAUAGAAAUUAUUCUUCGGGAUUCUGUUCUUAAAUUACUAAUUAUAUAAUGAUAGUUUAUUUUAAGAAUUUUAUUCAUCCAAGGUAAUUUUUGUAAAGCUACUUUCCUUGGAUGAGCAGAAUAUUUUAGCAAACCUUUUUUUAGAAAACAACAUGAUAUUUAAUACGAUAUUUAAUAUGAUUUUUUUCUUUAUUUGUUGAAUAUAGACACAAAUGAAAAAACUUUUUUACGUAUUUUAAUAUUACGCAUAGUAUUUAUAUUCACAGGGUGUAAUUACCGUUUUAAUUGGAACACCUUGUAUAAAUUGCAUUUACAUGAGAAUAACUUUCCAGAUAAAUGCUUAUUAUGUCAUGAAUAUAAGAAAUAACUGGAUCGGAUUUAUGCAAAAUGUAGAUAACAAAUAUGAAAAAAUAUUGGAUGCAGCAUAUUGAUAAUAUUCAAAAUGUUAAUUGAAAACUUAAAGUAUAUUAAGAAAUCAAUAAACUGAUAUUAUUAAAGUAGAUAAAAAAAUAUUUGUAUAAUGCUAAAAAAUAUUCUAGCAACAAUUCACAGAUCACAUUUAUUGUGUUUAUUACUUUAACUACUUUAGAAUACUUCAAGCAUCGUUGCUUUCUAAUUUUAGAAUAGCAUUUUAACACAAUCUAUUAGAUGUAUCUAAUAGAUAUCUGUUUAUCUAUUAUAUCUAAGUAUCAUAUUUAUUAUGAUUAUUUGUUAAAAAAUAUAUUUUUAUUGAUAUAUUUAAUUAUAUGAUGUGUUAAAACUUUUAUAAUGAAAAGUGUCAAUAACAUGAUAAUGAAAUUUGAUAUCAUUUUUCUUGUUUACUUUACUUAUUUUUUAUAUCUAAACAUUUUAUAGUAAUAUUUUAUGGUAAAGUCCAGUUAUUUUCUUACAUUCAUGAUUUUAUACAGAGAGAUUGCAAAAAUAAAGAGUAUUCGACACGUUGUUUUUAAUUAAAAUAAAGAAACUGCAAUUCUAUCGAAAUUUAGUAUAUACUAAAAUAACCUCAAUAGGCAUAAUAAAAAUCAUUAUUAUAUCUUGUCACACGCUAUAGUUUGACGUAAAUUUUUUCUUGAAUAUGUGCCUAUUUCUUUUUUUUUCUGUCACAAAUUCAAGGAAAUUAUGCACAUGUUAAAAUACUAUUAUCAUGCAUGUAGCAACUUUGCUUGACUAUAUAGUAUAAUAUAGAUUCGUAAAGCAAUGCAAAGAAAAAAAA
Monomorium pharaonis (pharaoh ant) is the source of this 4449-nucleotide messenger RNA. RefSeq names its product kinesin light chain (gene Klc). NCBI's taxonomy places the organism in Eukaryota, Metazoa, Arthropoda, Insecta, Hymenoptera, Formicidae. Bases 695 to 2476 code for a protein of 593 amino acids. The transcript is spliced from 8 exons. Gene Ontology annotation, molecular function: kinesin binding. Gene Ontology annotation, biological process: microtubule-based movement. Gene Ontology annotation, cellular component: kinesin complex; cytoplasm; membrane-bounded organelle. The record is from RefSeq and is a predicted model, not a curated record.